This is a messenger RNA of Hermetia illucens (black soldier fly), 2448 nucleotides long. It is a transcript of the gene RSG7, whose product is annotated as regulator of G-protein signaling 7. The transcript has 7 exons. The record is from RefSeq and is a predicted model, not a curated record. Lineage: Eukaryota; Metazoa; Arthropoda; Insecta; Diptera; Stratiomyidae. Gene Ontology annotation, biological process: G protein-coupled receptor signaling pathway; regulation of G protein-coupled receptor signaling pathway; intracellular signal transduction. Bases 610 to 2025 code for a protein of 471 amino acids.
CUAUUUUUGCAUAUCACACUCCCAAAGGGCUGCCUACUCCAUCGUCCUUCCUAGACUUCAAAUUGGAGCGCAAAAAGCGCAAGAAGCUCGUCUGUUGAGUGAGCUUAUAUGGAAAUGUGUGUUAAAUUUCGCCUGUACAAAAUGCCACGACACAGGAUGCAGAUAAUAUUAAUAUUUAGCAGGAGAAAGGAUUUCACACAGCCAGGUCAUCGCACCUACCAUGUGUAAAUUUGUCUCGCGCCGCGCCAGGGCGCAUGUUUUAUCAAAAAAUCGAUUGAAAAAAUUCAUUGUCCUGAACUUCAUGGUCGCCUCGCGUUGAAGUCCAUUUCCCUUAGAUUUUACUAAGUAGAAAAUGUUGUUUCCUGCGAACUGUGUCUAAAUCGUGCGUCUUACACUCUUCGUGAUAAUGUUCUCGGACUCCUUUAGUUCCAUCGCGUCGCAAACAGGAAUUGCUAGGAGGAUACGUCUUUGAUUAAAUAGCUCCCAUCUAGUGAAGUUCGCAAAUUAAAUUUACGUCUAAAUGCAUGAAAUAGAUAAAUUUUGUUAACGAGCGAGUACUCCGAGAGCGCCGUGAGUGAUUAGUGGAUAAUUUUUCAAUAACUGAUAAAAAUGGUCACGAUGACUUCGGAAGUCGAUAAAAAUAAUUCCACAGCAGUUUGCAAAGCUACCUCAAGUUCCGCAACUUAUAAUUCCGCAACGAAGCAUGAAGACGCUCCGAAUAUCCUGGUUUACAAAAAGAUGGAGGCGAUCAUUGAGAAAAUGCAGGCCGAGAACACGGGAGUGGCGGUGCGAACAGUGAAGGCGUUCAUGAGUAAAGUUCCCUCGGUUUUCACGGGUGCAGAUUUGAUAUCCUGGAUCCUGAAAAAUACUGAUGUUGAGGAUGUUACGGAAGCCCUGCAUUUCUCACAUCUCCUAGCGUCACAUGGUUAUAUAUUUCCUAUCGAUGAUCACGCGUUAACUGUUAAGAACGAUGGAACAUUUUAUAGAUUCCAGACUCCAUAUUUCUGGCCGUCAAAUUGUUGGGAGCCUGAAAAUACUGACUACGCUGUAUACCUUUGUAAGCGCACUAUGCAAAAUAAGACACGAUUGGAAUUGGCUGACUACGAAGCAGAAAAUUUAGCAAGACUACAAAAAAUGUUUUCUAGAAAGUGGGAAUUUAUAUUUAUGCAAGCUGAGUCACAAAGCAAAGUUGCCAAAAAGCGUGAUAAACUAGAACGUAAAGUUUUGGAUUCACAAGAACGGGCUUUCUGGGACGUCCAUCGGCCAAUGCCUGGUUGUGUGAAUACAACUGAAAUAGACAUUAAGAAAGCAUAUCGACGCGGAGGAUCGAGCCAUGGAUCGGGAUCCGCCGGGGCUGCGUUGUCGAAUAAUCCAAUAGAACAACUAACACGAAUCAUAACUCUAAGGAAGCAAAAAUUAGAACGACGAACCAUAAAGGUUUCAAAAGUUUCUGAAUCGCUGGUCUCCUAUUUUGAGCAAUACAGCGAAUUUGAUUAUUUCAUUACAUCACCGGAAUUGCCAAACCCCUGGCAGACGGAUAACACCGAGAUGUGGGAUGCUGAGAAAUUUACGAAGGAGAUUCCUAUGCGACGAGUUAAACGAUGGGCAUUCAGUUUACGUGAAUUACUGAAUGAUCCAAUCGGCCGAGAACAAUUUUCGAGGUUUCUAGAAAAGGAGUAUAGUGGCGAGAACUUGAAAUUCUGGGAAUCCGUACAACAAAUGAAAGCCCUCCCACAGUCCGAAAUCAAAGAAGCAAUAACAAACAUCUGGAAGGAAUUCUUAGCACCCGACGCUCCUUGUCCAGUCAAUGUAGACUCGAAAUCAAUUGAGUUAGCACGCGAAGCUGUCCACUCUACAUCAGGACCAAAUCGGUGGUGUUUCGACGUCGCCGCAUCUCACGUCUACCAUCUCAUGAAAAGUGACUCCUACUCGCGAUAUCUACGUUCCGAUAUGUACAAAGACUAUUUGAAUGGAUCGAAAAAGAAAAUUAAAUCGAUACCAAAUCUGUUUGGUGUCAAACGUUGAAACGCAACAAUUUAAAAACGUAGUUAAAUGUGAACAAAAAAUAAUUAACUAUUCGACCCUUUUAAAAGCAAUCAAAAAGCGCCAUCCCAACAUAUUUUCGGUUUUAAACACUCCAGACGAAGUGAAGUUGAGUAACUUCUUUGGUAUUAUUGUAAUGACACCUCUGUGGAACGUCACUAGCGUUUAAAGUAAUUUGAAGUAUUUUCCGUUUAAUCACAUUUGACCUUAGUCUCGUGAAUGGUCCCGCCUCUUUUUACUAAGUUUUUAGUCAGACACAUCCACCCGAAUUGCAGCUAACAAUUACUGCCAAUCAGAAAUGUUAAUUUUUUAUUGUUUCGUUGUACAUGUAAAUGUAUAUACAUAUAUGUGAUGUUCACCUCAUUCCAUUUGUUUUCCAAUUUUUGUGAAAUAAAAAAAAAUAUA